Messenger RNA from Auanema sp. JU1783, 906 nucleotides. The record is from the annotation of a GenBank genome assembly. NCBI's taxonomy places the organism in Eukaryota, Metazoa, Nematoda, Chromadorea, Rhabditida, Rhabditidae.
AUGAACGGAAUGGAAAGUGUUGAUGAUGAAGUCAGUUUGCUGGCUCCCUUUGAGUAUAUACGAACUAUGUCUGGAAAACAGAUCAGAAGCAAGCUAUCUCUGGCUUUUAAUGAAUGGCUGGAUGUUGAACACUCCCUUCUAACUUCUAUAAUGGAGAUUGUGGAAAUGCUUCACAACGCAUCUCUCAUGAUUGAUGAUAUUGAAGACAGUUCUGUUCUUAGGCGAGGAUUGCCAGUUACUCAUAGCAUCUAUGGAACCCCUAGAACCAUUAAUACUGCAAAUUAUGUGUACUUUGUCGCAUUGGAAAAGUGCUUAAAGUUGAACUCCCAGGAAGCCACCCAGAUUUUCACAGAGCAACUUCUGGAGUUGCACAAAGGACAAGGUAAAGAGCUUUUCUGGCGCGAUUCCCUCAUAUGUCCAAAUGAAAACCAAUAUGAAAUGAUGGUCAUUCAAAAAACUGGCGGAUUAUUCUUUCUUGCUGUUCGUCUAAUGAGUCUGUUUAGUACAAAGAAGAAAGAUUUCCAUAAUUUGUUACGUCUACUAGCCCUGUAUUUUCAAAUAAGGGAUGACUAUUUGAACUUGGUUUCAAGUGAUAUGGCUAAACUGAAAACUGUGGCCGAGGAUUUGACUGAGGGGAAGUUUUCUUUUCCAAUAAUUCAUUCAAUUCAAAACUUCGCGAACAAACAUGAUGAUCCUGUUCUGAACAUUUUGAGGCAAAGGACAACUUCUGUGGAUGUCAAGCAAUAUUGUAUCAAACUCAUGGAAGAGAGAGGAUCCUUCCGAUAUACAGUUGAACGCUUGAAUAAUCUAAGUGAACAAAUCAACAACGAGCUGGUUAGUUUAGGUGGAAACCGCAAGCUGGAAGACGUGAUGAGUUUACUGCAAGAAAGCAUUCUUUCCAAAUGA